Dromiciops gliroides (monito del monte) is the source of this 1428-nucleotide messenger RNA. It is a transcript of the gene VDAC3, whose product is annotated as voltage dependent anion channel 3. NCBI's taxonomy places the organism in Eukaryota, Metazoa, Chordata, Mammalia, Microbiotheria, Microbiotheriidae. The transcript is spliced from 10 exons. Bases 136 to 990 code for a protein of 284 amino acids. The record is from RefSeq and is a predicted model, not a curated record. Gene Ontology annotation, molecular function: voltage-gated monoatomic anion channel activity. Gene Ontology annotation, biological process: monoatomic anion transmembrane transport. Gene Ontology annotation, cellular component: mitochondrial outer membrane.
CGGGAGAAGUAGCUUCCCGCGGUGCGCAGGCGCCCGCUCUGGGAGCGAUUUCAGCGCAGGCGCACGCGGGGUCGGUGUGGAGAAGACCUUCAGCUUUGCCCUGGUGAAGAGAGUGGCUCCUCGGUUAGAGAAGAAAUGUGUGACACACCAACUUACUGUGACUUAGGAAAGGCUGCCAAAGAUGUCUUCAACAAAGGAUAUGGGUUUGGUAUGGUUAAGAUAGAUCUUAGAACCAAGUCCUGCAGUGGAGUGCUGGAAUUUUCCACAUCUGGUCAUUCAUACACUGACACAGGUAAAGCUUCGGGUAAUUUGGAAACGAAGUACAAGAUCUGUGACUAUGGGCUUACCUUCGUUCAAAAAUGGAACACAGACAAUACCUUGGGGACAGAAAUCAGCAUGGAGGAUAAAUUGGCUGAAGGUUUGAAGGUGACUCUUGACACCAUAUUUGUACCAAACACAGGGAAGAAGAGUGGGAAAUUAAAGGCCUCCUAUAAACGGGAUUGUUUCGCUCUUGGUGGAAAUGUUGACAUUGAUUUUUCUGGACCGACCAUCUAUGGCUGGGCUGUAUUGGCUUAUGAAGGAUGGCUUGCUGGCUAUCAGAUGAGUUUUGACACAGCCAAAUCCAAACUAUCUCAGAAUAAUUUUGCCCUGGGUUAUAAAGCUGUUGAUUUCCAGUUGCACACACAUGUGAAUGAUGGCACUGAAUUUGGAGGGUCAAUCUACCAAAAGGUUAAUGAGAAGAUUGAAACAUCAAUAAAUCUUGCUUGGACAGCUGGCAGUAACAACACUCGUUUUGGCAUUGCUGCUAAGUACAAGCUGGAUCAAAAAACUUCUUUAUCUGGUAAAGUGAAUAAUGCCAGCCUUAUUGGACUUGGUUAUACUCAGACACUCAGAGCAGGUGUAAAAUUAACGCUUUCAGCUUUAAUUGAUGGGAAAAACUUCAAUGCAGGAGGUCAUAAGGUUGGGUUGGGAUUUGAAUUGGAAGCUUAAUAUAGUUUUUAAGUAAAGUAUCAGAUCUAUCCCUGGAAAUGAAGAGAAAUGAACCCACUCUGUUUUGGCCUUAAUAUUCUUCUGUGAAAUUUCAACAAUGUGAACUUUUUAUUCUUCCAAAGAAUUGUUGUAGCGCCACCACGCUGAAGUGAGAUUUUUGAGUCUAUUAUAAGAGAGAGAUACUUGAAGGCAUGCAUGGAAGUUGUAACGUUUGUGCCACAUUUCAGUUCAGUUUCUCAGUGUUAUUUUAAAUUUGUUCUUCAACGACAGUGUAGUGUCAUGUUAUAAAGGAAAUAACCUGAUCCUCCAGUUUGUACAUCACGUCCUGCAUGUCCUACACCACUUUUUCAUGACCUUUUAUCAAAUUGGUCUCUGUGCUAUAGUGAAAGCUUUGGUUUUGCAUCAGAGUAAAAUAAAUUCAUCACAUUUGGAACAUAA